Messenger RNA from Penicillium mononematosum, 822 nucleotides. RefSeq lists its product as uncharacterized. Lineage: Eukaryota; Fungi; Ascomycota; Eurotiomycetes; Eurotiales; Aspergillaceae. Bases 1 to 822 code for a protein of 273 amino acids. The record is from RefSeq and is a predicted model, not a curated record. The transcript has 4 exons.
AUGCCGAGCGGACCCUUUAUUGAGCUCACAAAUGUUGUUUCUGCGGGCAUAGUGGUUCCCUUGACCGUCCCAGGUACCUGGUCGCCGACCAUCGCCCAGGCUAAUCUAUGCCGGUUAUUGAUUCUCGGCGAGUGCCAUGAGGUAUAUGAAGCCCCGGGUACGGCCACAUCUAUACUUGAUCUGCUUCUCGUAUUCAUCCAUCUCACCAAUCAUUCUCCCUAUUCUCCUUGCCUUUUCUCCCAUCCAAAUCUUAUUGAAUUAUACUUCACGGCUACAGUUCCACAUGGUCCAACACACCUCUGUUCCAAAGCACCAUACCAUCCACCAAAAGCGAAAAUGGCCGGCCGUGAAUUCACACUGUCCUUCGAGAUUACUCCCCCAACAGCUGCCCAGCCCGGUUCCCCCUUCACAGUCCCAGUAGUCAUUGCUGUGAACCCAAUUGGGACACCUGCACAAAAUGUGCAGCAUCUUGUUGUGAACGCCUCCCUCCGCGACGAAGCCGGCACAGGAGCUGCCAUAGGCCUGAGCGGGAAUCUCACGGCCAGCGUGCGGAGCCGCACCGACAACGCAAGGAGCGGAUAUGCAAAACUCAGCCCGCUCACUAUCUCGCAGCCGGGCAAAUUCCGUCUGCGAGUGAUGCUUAGCGCAGCUUCGUACAAUGGUGUUGUAACGAAGGAGUAUGUUGAUUCGACGAUCAUCCAUGUGCACGCCGGUGCGGCUGCCCAACGGCCAACUCCCACUCAGGUGGCACGACUGCAGCGACUCACGACGGAAAACUUGGACAUUUCUGCUGCGGAUAUCGCGGCAUGGCAGCGUGCAUGA